Protopterus annectens (West African lungfish) is the source of this 1772-nucleotide messenger RNA. RefSeq names its product cytochrome P450 2K4-like. Lineage: Eukaryota; Metazoa; Chordata; Ceratodontiformes; Protopteridae. The coding region runs from base 202 to 1731 and encodes 509 amino acids. Gene Ontology annotation, cellular component: cytoplasm; intracellular membrane-bounded organelle. The transcript is spliced from 9 exons. Gene Ontology annotation, biological process: xenobiotic metabolic process. The record is from RefSeq and is a predicted model, not a curated record. Gene Ontology annotation, molecular function: iron ion binding; oxidoreductase activity, acting on paired donors, with incorporation or reduction of molecular oxygen, reduced flavin or flavoprotein as one donor, and incorporation of one atom of oxygen; heme binding.
CAAAUUAAAAACACAAAUGGUCUGGAAGAAUAACUCACUGGACCUUAACCAGGCUAUUUGCAUGAAGUUUUAUUUUGUUUGGAGGGUGGGACUUCAACUACAGUAUAAGUUCAAUUGAUUGAUGCCUGUUCCAAAACCAGAACUGCCAGUCUGCAAGUAUUCCAUGGUCUUGUAAUUCUGUUUUCCCCCCAGAGGACACAGAUGGCAAAAAUGACAGUGUUACAUUCCUUCUUUCAAGAUAUCGGCACAGUGCAAAUACUCUGUGCCUUACUUCUGUUUUUUCUGAUUUUGGUAUCGGCCACAUGGAAAACAUCUCCAUUCAGGAUGCCUCCUGGUCCCUUUCCACUUCCUAUUAUUGGUAACCUACACAUACUGGAUUUGAAACGGCUAGAUAAAUCUCUAGAAAAGCUCUCUAAGAAAUAUGGUAAUGUCUUCACAUUAAGUUUUGGCACAAAAAAAUCUGUGGUGAUUCUUGGUUAUGAGGCAGCACAUGAUGCCCUAGUAAACCAUGCAGAUGAGUUUGGAGAAAGAAGCGUAGUCCCAAGUUUUCAGAAACUGACAAAUGGAAAGGGUUUGAUUUCAAGCCAUGGUGACGAGUGGAAAACGAUGAGAAGGUUUGCUUUAUCAACACUACGAGAUUUUGGAAUGGGAAAGACAACUAUAGAGGACAGAAUCCAUAAAGAAGCUGAGAUGCUGAUUAAAGAAAUUGAAGCACACAAAGGUCAACCAUUUUAUGACAAGUGGCUAAUGAACGGCUGUACGGGCAAUGUGAUCUGCUCUAUAGUUUUGGGGAAACGGUUUGAUUAUCAUGAUCCUAUAUUUGUCAAGUUAAUACAAAUAGUGAGUCAGAAUGUGAAACUAAUGGGCAGCCCUGCUGUGCAGCUCUACAACAUGUUCCCAUUUCUUGGAUUUCUCCUUGGUGCUCCAAAUAUUCUGUUCAGAAAUAUGCAUGAGCAGAGGAAAUUCUUUGUUGAGUUUUUAAAGCUAAACAGACAAACUGUGAAUGAGAAUGACAUAAGGAGUUAUGUUGAUGCAUUUAUGCUGAAACAACAAGAGGAAAUGAAAAAGCCAGAUAACUACUUUGAUGAAGAAAACCUUCUCGUGUCAACAUUGAAUCUUUUUGGUGCUGGAUUAGAGACUACAUCUUCAUCACUUCAGUGGGCUUUUCUAAUGAUGAUAAAAUACCCAGAAAUCCAAAAAAAAGUUCAAGAAGAAGUUGAUGAAGUUGUUGGUGAUGGCCGGCUGCCAACACUUGAAGACAGAAAAAUACUGCCUUAUACUGAUGCUGUGAUCCAUGAAGUUCAGAGAUUCUGUAAUAUUGUCACAUUGCCUGUUGGCCGUGAAACAACCUGUGAUACACAUUUCCGAGAGUAUUUCAUACCUAAGGGAACUCGUGUGCUUAUUCUUCUUUCAUCUGUGUUGUUUGAUAAAAUGCAGUGGGAAUCACCAGAUAAAUUCACACCUUCUCAUUUUUUGGAUGCUCAAGGAAAAUUUACAAAGAAAGCUGCAUUUUUACCAUUCUCAGCAGGUAAAAGGGUCUGCUUAGGUGAAAGUCUUGCCAAAGCAGAGCUGUUUCUUCUUUUUACAGCUUUGAUUCAGAAAUUCACCUUCUAUCCCGCUCCUGGUGUUACUUCUGAGGACCUCAACUUGGAACCUGAUUUUGGUAUUACAUCAUCCCCAAAAUACCACCUGGUGUGUGCAGUGUCUCGCAAACAGAAAAAGGGUCCAUAACCGUCUUAUGGAUUUAUGUUUAAAGUUUAUCUGGCACGUUG